CUCAAGUUGUAGAGCUUGGGACUGGGUGUUCACGAGAUCAGCGUACAAUCCAUUCUUGGUGAGAAGCUCGGAAUGAGUACCAGAUUCAGUGACUUGGCCCUUGUCUAAAACCACGAUAAGAUCAGCAUUUUGAAUGGUUGAGAGGCGAUGAGCAAUCACAAUAGUUGUGCGAUCAGUACGUGCACAAGCAUUAUCGAGAGCAUUCUGGACAACUUUCUCACUCUCAGAGUCCAGGGCAGAGGUGGCUUCGUCCAGAAGGAGGAUUUUAGGAUUUCUGAGGAGAGCUCGAGCAAUGGCCACACGUUGCUUCUGUCCUGGAUCGGUUCGCCAUGAAGAGGUUCUACGAUAGCAAGUGUGGGGGCGUGACCCAACCCUCCCAGAGGAAGUACGUUCACUACUUUGCUGACCUACUAGCCGGGAAGAUCGACCUCCAAUCACCGCCCGUGACCCUCCAGCAUCUCAUCAUCCACGGUAUACCCAACUUUGACGGCAAGGGAGGGUUUCGACCGUUCCUCAAGAUCUACGACAACAUGGACCUCGUUUACACCUCUGGACUAUAUCUUUGCCAGGCGGACAAGGAGAGAGUGAAGAUAUCCAUAUACGGAGGACUGAGUCUAAAAGGAGAAGUCUUGAUCAAAUGCUUCCACAAAAAGUCCCACGGAAUGGAGAUAAUCUUUCGCUGUCAGUUCCACUCGGCAGUGGUGGGAGAGAACCUCCGGAUGGUGUACAGCAAGGCAGAUCUGGACGAUGCUUUCAAAGACAAGAGAUUUGAUGAUAGUACCCGGGUGGAGCUCAUCUUCGACAAUGCAGAGGACCAGUAUCCUGAUGAUGUACCAUUUGCUGAUGUCCGUUCCUCUCUUCUUGACGGCAAACAGCUGACAGUCAACAAUGGGACGGCGACCAAUGGGAACAUUGGGUUGGACGAUGACGUGUUGGCAAAGAGGAACUCGUACGCUUCGUUCAGAGGAGGCUAUGACAGCGGGAUGCCGGGAGACGACCCGCCCAACCUUAUGGAUUUGGAGUCCCCAAAGAUAAAGUACCCCCAACUUCGUCGUGAGAGGGCAGAGAGUGAAAUCAGUGCUCAAAUGGACCCCGACGAUAUAGACCAUUUCACACAUCCCCAAUCUUCAGAGUUAUACACAGUCGUCCAAAAAUCAGUCAAAGACAAGACAAAACGAGAUGAAGUAAUUGCUCAACCAGAAGAAAAGCCACCUCCUCCACCAAAGAAAAUCCUAAAGCCACACAAAGCUACUUCGAAUGACUCUCUUUUCAGUCUUCUCGAUAGAAGUGAUAGAAGAGUUCCUGACUCGUCUCCAUCCACUCCAAACCUAGGGGUUGUGAAGACAGUCAAGCCACCCAGACCCCCACCCCCCUCUGGGGAGCGUAAAGCCGGCAGCCAGUUGGUCCAUCGUCCUCUACCCAGGAUACCCCCUUCAAGAUCCCUGGACUCUCAAACACCCACUGAUGAAGACUAUGCCGAGAUAGACGAUGACACACCCACCACCCUCGCAACUGAGGGGACAGAUGGUCCGGGGCUUUCCAAAACCAAACCAACCAAAUCGUCCCCUGACCACACCCCUGUCAUAAAGCCACGCCCACAACGGCCCACCCCUCGUACUAAACCGGUGUUUAAACCCAAACCAACAGACGAUAAAAUUGGCUCUGUGCACGAAGAACUGCAGAAACAAAUACUAAAACAGCAUCUUCAACGAAAGCGUGAGAGUGCCAAUUUAGAAUCAAGAGGGGAGGCUACAAAGACAAAAAAGAUAACCAAGCCAUCAGAAACGCCAUCAAAAGCGGAAAAGAAAACAGCAAAACCUUCAGCCCACCCUCUAAGUGUCUUAAAACACCAACCAUCGUAUGAUGAGAUUCCGCUCAAUCAAGAAAUCUCAGUUGAGCAUUUGCCUAACAGACAGUCCGCUGUGGACAAUGACAUGUGGGCUAAAGUGAAGUUCCCUGAUGUUCCUGUUCCACUCAACUCUGACAGUAUCGGGCGUCGGUCUUCAAGUUCUGGGAAUCUGACCAUGACGAGUAAUUCUGGUUCUGAUUUCUAUUCUAACCUGGCGGACCUGGACAUAACCCCCGGAGCAGAGGGUACCAGUGAAGAGAGGGAGAGGGCCGAGUCUAUUCAGAGGAGCAGGUCGUUCUCAAAUCAUGAGAGGGUCUUUAUCAAGGCUACCAAUGCUAACAGUUCUUAGAGAUGCAAGCACUGAAGACUGAUUAUGAGAAACUGCUAGAAGAACAAAAACAGCUUACUGAGAGGUACCAGUCCAAAAACAUUGUGGCUCGAUUGAAGACACUGACGCAGGAAGCAGAAACUGAAUCAGAGGUCAUUGCAGAAGAUUUUCUAGACAACAAGUUGUCUCUUGCAGAGUUCAAACAAAAGUACAAGCAACAGCGAGUGCUACACCAUGAGCGAAAAUCAAAGCAUGAAAAACUAUCUUAUUCUAACUCGUCCUCACGAAGAGAUACUCACUAUACCUAGUAUGAUUAUGUGUGUGCUUAUUAUACUAGCUGAAGUGCUGCAUAUAACGUAAUAGUCAGCUCAUUUGCACAUUACUUUUUUAUGUCAUUGAUUUGAAAAUUAUAAUUGUCAUCAUAAUCA
Molecule: messenger RNA, 2605 nt
Organism: Halichondria panicea
Lineage: Eukaryota; Metazoa; Porifera; Demospongiae; Suberitida; Halichondriidae
Exons: 11
Coding region: 330-2198 (622 amino acids)
Cellular component (GO): focal adhesion
Source: RefSeq, a predicted model, not a curated record